GUCCGAGAUAUUUUUUUUUUUUAAUGCGUUUGUUUUUUCUUAAAUUUUCUAUAUUCAUUUUCAAAAUUUUAGUCUAACCAUAUUGAUGUCAAUGUAAUGAACUAUGUUUUAUAUCAAUUAGAAAACAUAACAUAUAAUGAUUAAAUUAAAUCGAUAGCUUUAUAUAAAGAAAACGAAGAUAGAAACAGAUAUUUUAGUAUGCAAACUGCAACAGUAGAAAAAAGGCGAACUAGAUAUCAGAAAAAAGCUAACCAUGAAGAAAAGCAGAAAUAUAAGAAUAAAAUUAUUAGUAAAGCUGAUAAAAAGAUCGAACUCGAUAAGAGAAAAGUGGAAGCCCCGAAAAAACCUAGAAAGGUAUUUGAAGAUGUAGAAAUAGCAUUUAUCUCUGCUAUAGAUCCUUAUGACGCUCCUUUGCAAUGGUGGGAAACAGAACACGUAAGAUAUGCAAUAAAUUAUCCACCGGUAAAAUCCCGAUUAGAAAAAGUGAUGGGAACUCAUAUCGUACGACUAACCGAUCGCAAAUACAUGUUGCUCCUUAUGUCCAAGCUCUUACAGGAUCAUAUGGAGCAACAAGAAACGCGUAUCGAGAAGAGAAAGCUGCCAUUACCAUCGAAUAUAUCUCGCUUAUUGAAAAUAUCUUAUAAAAUGCUUUCCGAAAAGAUACACGAUCCUAGAUAUCUUAAAUUAAAACUUUAUGUGUGAAAAAUUGUAAUUAUCAUGUAUUUAAAAUUAAAUUAAAAUUGUAAAAUUGUAUAUAAUAUAGAAGAUAAUAAAAUAUUGAAAGUACUAAAUAUUGUGCCACCAUA
Molecule: messenger RNA, 806 nt
Organism: Bombus impatiens (common eastern bumble bee)
Lineage: Eukaryota; Metazoa; Arthropoda; Insecta; Hymenoptera; Apidae
Exons: 2
Coding region: 199-702 (167 amino acids)
Source: RefSeq, a predicted model, not a curated record